AUGCUCGCGCGCGUCGGCGUCGGCGUCGGCGCGCGACCGCGCGGCGGCGGCUCGGGGACGGGACGCGCGACGCGACGCGCGGCGACGGCGACGCGAGGACGCGCGAACGGACGAACGCGCGACGAAACGCGCGGUUUUGGCGCGCGCGCGCGCGCGCGCGUCGCGGUCGCGAAGACGCGAGCGCGCGAAGGGGCGACGCGAGGCGGGACGCGCGGCGACGGGACGCGACGCGAGGCGACGCGCGACGACGACGACGCGAGGACGCGCGAUGCGGGCGGCGCGGACUCGGUGAAGGGCGCGCGCGGUGAGGACGCGCGCGAUGGACGAUUGCCGACGAUCCCGCGAGGGACGUACGCGUCGCUGGCGACGGCGCUCGUGGCGCUCGGUUUUCCGGCGCUGUUGAACAGCGUGAACGAACCGGUGGUGUCGCUGUUGGAGACCGUGCUCGUGGCCAGGGUCGGGACGGUGUUUUUAGCCGCGCUCGCGCCGGCGUCGGCGUUGUUCGGGCUCGUCGAGGAGGUGUGCUUCGCGUUUAGCGUCGUGGUGACGACGGCGGUGAGUUCGGCGCGCGCCGAGUUUGAAGACGUCGACGCCGCGGUGCCGGAACGCGUGAAACAGACGGUGAGCAUGAGCGUGAUGGCGUCGUUCAUCGCCGGUCUCGGGCUUGCGAUCGGACUGCAAGCGCUGUACGGACCCAUUUGCAAAAUUAUGGUGGUGCCGCGAGAGGUCGAGGCGCUGUUGCGCUCGUACACGGUGUUGCGGUGCGCGGGAUUGCCCAUGUUCGGCGCCGCAAACGCGCUCGAGGGGGUGUUUCUCGGAAGCAAAGACGCGCUGACGCCCAUGACCGGAUGGCUCGUCGCCGGUGUCAUCACCGUCGCGCUGCAGCUGUUCUUCAUUACACCGCAGAUGAGCGCAAACGCGGCGGUGCGUUGGGCGGGCAUCGCCCUCACCGUGGGUCAGACGUUCAUUUUCUUCUAUCUGUGGAAGAUUGCGCAUGGGCGCGGAUUAUUUUCAAUGCGAAGCGUGUUCAAGGGCGCCGAGAGCGUGGGCGCGGCGAUCGCGCGCUUGUACAGGCGUCUUGAGGAGGAGCACAUCGCGAGCGAGUUUCGGUGGUUGGUACUGAGCGCGACGGCGCGUAUGACGACGUACGUCAUCAUCACCUCGUGUGCCACGAAUCUCGGGGUGAUUUCUGCGGCGGUCAAUAAGACGUUGCUGGAUCUGUAUAUUUUAUUAGGGUUAUGUGCCGAGCCAGUGUUCACCGUCGGCAACGUCUUAUUGCCGAGGAAGAGACGCAGUCUCGUCGAGGUCUUGACGUACCGACGCGCGCUGUUUUACGUCGCGCUGUUCAUGGGGUUCACGCUCGCAUGCUUGGCGUACAUCCUUUGCGGCUCAACUUUGCUCUCGCACGAUCCACACGUCCACGCAGUGGCGACCUCAAUGCGGAGCUUGGUCGCGGUGACAAUCGGUUUGUCCACCGCGGCGUACGCCACCGACGGCUGCGUCAUCGGUCUCGGCGGGGCCAGCUUCGUCGGUGCGGCGCAGAUGAUCAACACAUCAAUAUUUGUGUUGGUUUUCAUCGCGUUCAGGACGAUUUACGGCGCCGCGACAUCGCUCCAGCACCUCUGGCUGGCGCUCUUGCUGUUCCAGGCGCUCCGCCUGGCGGAGCACGUUUGGAAAUUACGCCACGACGAGCGCGCGCUCGCGUUUCCUCGCACCGCCGCCUUGGCGUAG
This is a messenger RNA of Ostreococcus lucimarinus CCE9901, 1731 nucleotides long. RefSeq names its product MOP(MATE) family transporter: multidrug efflux. Lineage: Eukaryota; Viridiplantae; Chlorophyta; Mamiellophyceae; Mamiellales; Bathycoccaceae. Gene Ontology annotation, molecular function: xenobiotic transmembrane transporter activity; antiporter activity. The record is from RefSeq and is a predicted model, not a curated record. Gene Ontology annotation, cellular component: membrane. The coding region runs from base 1 to 1731 and encodes 576 amino acids. The transcript has a single exon. Gene Ontology annotation, biological process: transmembrane transport.